GUUGUUUGAGACACACAAAACGAGAGACUUUGGGCUCCAAUGUCAGUACGGCGACUGAACAACGUUUAGUCGUACGUGCAACUAGUUUACAUUCGGCACGGAAAUUUCUAUGAAGAGCUGGUUUGUUGGUGCUUGCAGUGAGGCCGCUGUGUAAAAACAUUACUAUUUGAACGAAUGUGUGUUGCGCACAUUCUGAAUGGACCUAAAUUCGUUGUUUGCUGUACAUAUGGUGUAAAUCAAGUGUCGUAUAAGAGUCAUUGUUGUUGAAUUUCAUAAAUAUUUCUUUUUGACUAGUUUAUAAAUAAUGUGUGUGUGUGUGAUCUGCUUGAGUCAAUAAAAAAGGAAUCCGUUGCCAAUUUAUUUUUAAAAAAAAAGAGGAAGAAUAAAAUAAAAGAAGAAUUUGUGUGGGGAAAUCCAAAAAUUGUUGAAACGUGCUUGUGUUUCUGCUUCGACAAAAAUCCACAUACACAAAAACCGAAAUGCGGCGACUGUAUCAAAUGUUUGUUUGUUUUCUAUCUGCCACCCGAAAGUAGUGAGUCAAUUAAUAAUUUGUUCGAGGCAACAAAAAGGAAACGGGAAGUAGUGAUGUGAAAUUAGUGUGAGAAAGAGAUGUCGAUACGAAAAAUAAAGCGUCGACAAAAUGGAACCAAAUACAAUUGCCGAAUUUGGAAAUAACGACGAUUCAGUUCGUAUGAAUGCCUUGUAAUUGGAGUGUAAACGGUGUUUUGUAAAUGAUUUUGUGUUAAAAUUUAUUGUGAAUCGAAAGCACAUUUUGACCAUACACACAACAAUUAACGCCAACAAUACGGAAUUCCACACGAAACCAAAUUCAAAUGUGUAAAAUUCAGCGGUAAACGCAUAAGUCACACAUUUCGUGUUUCUUUCAUCGAUUAAAUUUCUAAAAGUGUCGUCGAUAGAAGAGCUACCGUUUCGAAAAUGCCAUUUAUCCAGCGCAUUGUAGAACCGGUAUUCUUAUCACGGCCCACUCAACAAUCAACAACAGCGGAACAGCAACCAUCAUCAACGGCAAUAACGACAACAACAACAGUAUCAAAAGCAACGACGACGACGGCGACCCACGAUGAUUUUACAUCGAUCGCAAACUGUACACUUGCCAAUAUACUGCGACAAUUGGCAUCGGUGGUUCUGGUUGCCGAUAAAAUUCUCAGCGAUUUAGGAAAUGAAUUGCACACGAUACGCGAACGAAGCAACAACAUUCAAAAGCGCAUCGUUGGCGUUGAAAAGAGUUUAGAAAAUAUCGACGAAACGAUAAUAUAUAAAUUGAAUAAAAAGAAUUUUACAGACGACAAUGAUGUAUCAAUUUAUAAAACGAAACGAACAAUCAGCACGUCCCUAUUCACUGCCUCGACACGACCGCAACAUAUACAAAAGCUAUACGACCAAGCAGCACCAACACCGGUUCUACUCGUAUGCAACGACGACACAAGCAGCGAAACAAACUUUUCCGUUUGUCCACUCGGCCGUACCCGGCGACAGAUCACGAAAAAGAUUGAUGCAGAUAUCGAAACACGAGUCCCGGCUUCGAUUGAAGAGCUCCGAAAAUGGACGUCAUCCGAAGCGAUUGGAGAGAUAACGGUUGCUCCCAAUUGUUUGGCAAAAGUUGCAGCUAGCUCCCUGCAUAAUUCAACAAUUGCCGAAGAAUCGUAUGCCAGUUUUUCUACAUCGUAUGUGGAUGGAAUUGAUGUUACAUCGACUAGUACAAAUGACAAUGUUGACGGUGUGAAUGAUAUUGCAUUGGAUCACAAGCUACCGUCACCCGAAGAACAGUGUAAAUUAAUUGCAAAGAAAUACCCGGCCGAAAUCGUUUCCGUGAACACAUCCAAUGUACGGUUUGAGCGUAUGUGCUCGAUCCGCAAGUCAUUGGGCCACAUGCCAAUGGGUAAAAUGCGAUAUCUCGAAGAAUUCCAAGCCACCCGCCGAUCGUUGCGACCACGAAAAGCAUCGGGAAAACGACGAAACACUAUCGCCGGCAUCGAUGAUAAAGACAUCAAAGAAGCCUACACACAAAUGAGGCACAGUGCAGUUGUUGGCACAUCAUCAAGUGCUGACGAUAAAAAUAGCCAAUCAAUGCCACGCAGUAAAUCAAAUGAUUUGCUAAGAAGCAACGGAACGAUCGAUAGCCUGCGGUCGUCGAAUCGAUUUUCUAACUUCAAAGCGCUGAAACAGUGGGGGAAACAUCGAUUGAAACUAAUUAACAAAAUCGAUGAAAUUGUCGAAGGUGAAGUGACACAAAAUGGUGCCGUUCAAAAUGAUUGUCCAAAAAACUCAAAGCCACGGCCGAAGACAACGGCGGAAAAAAGUCUCAAACAAAACCCAUUGUAUUCCUCGUCGGAGAAACUGUUUACGAAUUUAAUGGAGAGUGAUAUUAAAGUAUGUUCAUCGCCAACGAAUCCAGUGAAGCUGAGAACGUCAAUGAAUCGCCGACAGCGACGCAGCAAGCAGUACCGGUGUGAAGAGCCAAAUUCGUCAAGCGGCAAUUGGAGCGCGAGCUCUGAAUCUGGUCGCACUUCGGCGAGUAGUGAGAUUGCAAUGCACAAAAAAUCGAGUAAUUCGUGUGGCUCGUUGCAUCAUAAUAAACCACCGGUCACAAAUUCGGCUGCACUAACGAAGCGAAGAAUAAACACAUCGACUUCGAGUAGUAUAACGAGUGAUGAUACUACGAAUCAUGAAGUGCCAACGGGUUAUGUCGAUCUGUUUGACGACAAUGAAAGUAUGUACUCCUGCGAUACAGAAGGCUAUUUCACAUCGUUCCACGUGGAUUCUGGACUGAAGACUCUGAAAGAAGAGGAAUCGAAUAUUGUUCCCGCUUUGCUGAGCACAUCAGCUUUAUUGCCCAUCGACGGCAGCAAUAUAUCAAGCAAUAUGGGUGAUAGCUUAAGUCGAACCACCACCUCCGUAGAUAGCAGUGAUUAUGAACUAUUCGGAAAAGGAUCCACAUCAACGACGGCUAGCUCAGGCACCGUUUGCACAGCUUUACUCGGUUCACUGAGCAACAACAGUUUAGUCGAAGUCCCCAUCGCUCCCGAACGGAAGUCAUCGUUAAACUCCAAACUAAUGAAUAUCAGUAACUAUGGAAAACCAAAACUGUUAACUAAUAAAAGCGAAAGCAUUCCAAGAAGAGGCGUUGAAAAAGAGGCUACACAAAUGCGCGAAGCGCUUACUAAUCUCAAUAAUUUCAAUAAAAUUGACAAGAACGAUUCGUCGAAUGGUGCGGCAACGACGAUAUCAGACUUGGAAAUAUCGGAAAAUUCCGAUUUCGAAGGAGUGGAACGGGUGAAACGUAUCAAAGGAAAGACGCAGAUUAAUUCGAAUCGAAUUCCAUCGAUUUGUAUCAUUACACCGUUGAACAGUGACGAUGAGGAUCGGGUUGCAGCCAUGGAGUCGAUGCUGUCAAGUUUGAAUAUUAAUCAAAAAAACUUGCCAUUAAGUGAAUUGGGCGAAGAACGGACCGUUGCACAAAUUCACAGCCCUCAAUCAUCUUCGAAACAGUUAAAUUCGGUUCCUGAAAAGAAGAAAGAGAACGAAGACAACGUGGAUAAGGAAAAGAAUGAUGAAAUCGAUGGUGAAUAUGUAACAAUCACAGAUGUUGGAUCUUAUGCCCACCCAAGCUCUUAUAGAGUGAGUGACGUUGUAAGUAAAGAUCUCGAUCAAAUAUUAUCCGGUAAUUUGAAUAAGAGGACCGAAUACGUUUCGCUGAAUGAAUUGCCAUGCAACACAAAAUACGAUGAAAAUUUACUGGCCGAUGCGAAAAAUGUUCGAUUGAUCAGCGGCACCAAUGUGAAACUAAAUGCAAAUGGCAUGUUCGUAUACGAUUCCAGCACAUUGAGAUACAAACGCAGCCUGUGCACCACAUUCAAAGGCUUGCCGACUGCGCAAACAACUGAUACAACUGGUGAUAGUAGCAAACAUGUGACGUCAAAAUUAGAAAAUCAAGAAGUUGUGACUGAGGUUAAAAGGAUGAGCUCGAAUAGUUCACCUCCAUUUGCAAAAAUGGCUUCAGAUUACGAUUCUGCCAGUUUGGACGAUGUUUAUGUCACACUUGCGGCUGACAAACGUGAGCUCAACACUUCACCAAAAUCAGUGGUUUCCGUUUCAGAUUCGGAAUUAAGCGAUACAAGCAGAGAUGCAAAGUCGGACACUUGGCCUGGUGUUGCACAGAAAGAGGACAGUCUCAAAGAGAUGAAGCGUCGUUUCUCUUGGGAAAACAUAACGAAAUCAUCGAAACGAACAUCGAAGCGUCGCCACCGUAAAUUCAUCUUACCACUUAAUUUCAGUGCGAAAAAAUCAUCACCAAAGUCAAAGUCCACAUUUAAAACAUCGACGCCAUUGAAGAAUGCCUCAGAAAAGCCGAUUUCAUCCAAAUCGAAUGUGAAUGAAAACAGUUUCGGCAAUAAUACAUCGAUAUCGCAAGUUACGUUCAAUAAACCACAGACAACUACAUGCAGCGAUCGACUGGGAGUUCCGAAAACCACUCUAAAUGAUUUUAAGAAGCUUCUGCUGAACGCUACAAACAAAAAGAUAUCAACGACAAAGCCAUCCGCUGUCGAGCAAUUAAAAUUGAAGCAUGAAUCAUUGAGUUCAUCGCCAAUGAAAAUACUCGAUUUGAGUUGUUCACCAAAGUCAUUAACGAAUCGUCGUCUUUUGCAACAGACUCAAACGUCUUCAUCGUCGCCAUACAAAAAGACGAAUUUAAUGUCACCACGAUCACGGUGGAAGUACAGUAAUUUCAACAAAAGUUCGAUUGCAUCAAUUCCCGAAGCAAAUAUUGAAGAUGAUGCUACUUCGAUUGACUCAGAGAAUGAUGACAGCAAUGUACAAAUCGUUGAAAGAGUGGACGAGAAAACACCGAUCUACUCCACGCCACAGAAGAAGCCAGUUAUCAACCAAGACCAAAAUGCAAACAUAUCGAAACUCACACCAUCAACGCAGAAGGAAUCAUUUGAACCGAUCAUUGCCAAAACCGAAUCAUCACCCGAAACCGGAAUUAUCGAAACGAAUUUCUCCAUGGAAGAAAACCUCUUCCGGCAAGCCGAAGAGAAUAACUUCAUGAGAGGAGAAAUUAAACCGUACGGUGCAUCACUUGCCAAAAAAUCUACACUCAAACCCAUCGCCGAAGUGUCACAAACUGCCGCCGAUGCGGCACCGGUGACAACACCAGCCCCAACACUCGAAACAUCAUUUUGAAAAUGAAGUACAAAGCCGAAACACUCUCUAUAUUCAGAAGAAGCAUUUUGAUAAGUAACAUUUAUGGACACAUCGUUGGUUGCAUUUUCAUUGCAUGAUAAGCAACAAAAAGUGCAUUCGGUGCGUCACAAACAAGUUUUUUUUUUACACAUUUUGUCGCGCUAGAAAUUUAAGAACCCAUUCUUUCUAACUUAUUUAUUUUUUACAUACAUCCGGACACAUUUUGUAUGAAAUCUAGCAGCUAAUUGUCUAUAUCUUUGUUGAGUAUUAUUUUUUGGACGAAACACUACACAAAACCGUGUGUAAAUACGCGCUUUAACAUUUACUUCCGCAUUCUUUAUUGACACCGUGUGUCAUUAUUAAUCUAUUUAUUUAUUCUUUUUUUUCGUGUUUAUUUUUGCUAAAUUAAAAUUAGAAAAUCGUUAAUUCUUCUUCCUGCUGUCUUCUAUUUCUGUUCUUUUCUUCCUUUUUCUCAAAUAAUUCAUUUGAUGCCAUGUAUAAAUCGAACAGUGUGCCUAUUUAGAAUCGGUUUUUGUAUAUUUUGCAUCUGAAUGCAUUUAUGAAUUGAACCGAUUUUGGUUUCAGCCGAAAGGGAUUGCCAAAUGUUCUGAUCAUUUUUAAAUAUUUGCUGACCAGUCAAUAGUAUUCUCCAAAAUUGAAAUUCAACGAAUCAUACAGUAAAGAACAAAAGAGUUUACACAUUUAAACGAAUUUUUAUACAUAAAAUAAGUCACAAUUCGAAAGCACAUACUACUAAAUAGUUUGAGUCCGAAUAGAAGAAUAGCCAAAUGUUUUGCACUGCGUUGAACAUUCGGCAAAAAUCAGUUUGGUGCCACACAACACUAGUCGCAGUUAAAUCAGCAGCUGAAGCAAAUGUUCAUGAAAAUGGUGUACUCUCUAUGCUAUUCGUUUGCUCAUUGAGUAAACUCUACGUUUUCAUUUAAGAAAAUUUAUUUCAAUAUUUAAUUUAAUUUAUUCCUGAACAUGUUUGGUUAAGUUUGAAUCAAGUGAAUUAAUAUAUUUGUACUUUCAUACGAAUUUCAUUUUUUUCUCGUCUCUUUAAAUACUUGAAUCGCUUAAAUUUAGUGCCGCCUUUGCUUGAGUGUUACUCCAGCGUGAAAUAAGUCAACACAAAGAAUAAAAAGAAUGCAAAUAUUUGCUCUUCGAAUACGACGACGCGUCAAGUCGUACGCUUAAGCCAAUCAAAUGUGACAAAAUAAGGGAAAAAAUAACUUAAUUCGAAACACAUGGCCAACCAUAAGUUCCUUUUUUUUUAAAGAAAAGAAGAAAAAAAUCCACUUUUUUCACAACAAUGUAAAUCAUAUAUAUUUUUGUCAUAAAGAUAUGCAUAAGAUUUUUCCUACAUUCAGCAAAUAAAUUAAGCAUUUGAUUACAUGCAUAAAA
Messenger RNA from Sitodiplosis mosellana (orange wheat blossom midge), 6609 nucleotides. RefSeq lists its product as uncharacterized. Bases 937 to 5205 code for a protein of 1422 amino acids. The transcript is spliced from 6 exons. The record is from RefSeq and is a predicted model, not a curated record. Lineage: Eukaryota; Metazoa; Arthropoda; Insecta; Diptera; Cecidomyiidae.